Molecule: messenger RNA, 929 nt
Organism: Pararge aegeria (speckled wood butterfly)
Lineage: Eukaryota; Metazoa; Arthropoda; Insecta; Lepidoptera; Nymphalidae
Product: cysteine-rich secretory protein 2-like
Exons: 6
Coding region: 131-925 (264 amino acids)
Cellular component (GO): extracellular region
Source: RefSeq, a predicted model, not a curated record
UGCUAUGAAUUAGGUGUGUACAAAUUACGGACCUGUCUUUUCGAUUUAAAUAAUAAUAAUUUUCCUACCAGGAUAGGUAGUCCACCAACCAACUAUACACAAUCAAGGGUUUGCGCAUAGGUACUGAAGGAUGAUAUCUGGCACCGUUUGUUGGAUAUAUUUAUUCUUUACUUUUAAUGUUAUAAUACAAUUGCAGAGUCUUACAACAUGGGGAGACCAACAACUGUUUCCACCUAACAAGAUACCUGAUGAUGGAUUAAGCCCCCGACGAUCUGUAGUAAGACGUAAAAUCGUGUUGUACCACAAUUUUUUCCGCACGAAAGUUCGACCUACUUCUUCUAAUAUGCUUUUAAUGUCAUGGCAUCCACUUGCUGCUCAAAAGGCACAAAAAUACGCAGAACAGUGCAUUUUCCUAAGGCACAAUGACCCUAAAGAAAACGCGGUACCUUAUCUUGGCAAUUGUGGGCAGAAUCUCUUUGUAUCAACGCAUAAAACGCCUUGGUUCUUUGCGCUUAAGUCGUGGUUCCUGGAGUAUCAGAACUUCACUUAUGGAUUACCAGUUCGUGACCUGAAGGCUGUGGGGCAUUACACGCAGAUGGUUUGGGCCACGAGUCACAAGGUUGGCUGUGGAGUGACACAUUGUGCUGGUGGACCGUGGGGACAAUUUUAUAACUACGUGUGUCAUUAUUGCCCAGGAGGAAAUUACGACACCAUGCUCCAGUACCCCUAUAAAACGGGGAAACAAUGCAGUGACUGUCCAAACAACUGUAUCUCCGGCGCCCUCUGCACGAACUCUUGCCCUGUCAAAGACCUCUUUUCAAACUGCGACUCCUUGGCCAAAUUGCCUGGAGUUUGUAAGCAAGGAACGUGUAAUGCAACCUGUGUUUGUGGUGAUGAGAAAAUACACAAGAACUACCCCUGGUAGUAGG